AUGAAACUACCCCAGGGAGCCAGGAAGUCUGUGUUCUACGGGCAGCACCCAGAGAAGAAGGUGCAGUUGCCUUCAUGGCAGGAGAUAAAGCAGACUCCUGUUAUCAUGGCCAUGCUCAAAGGUCCAGGGCCCGCCAAGUACCUCCAGCCAUCCUGCACAGGCUACUUAGAGCAUGACAUCUCCAUGUUCCAGGAGCCGGCUUAUACCCUGCACACCCGGCACUCAGAGAAGCGGAUUGCAGACAUGUCCAGUCCUGGGCCUUGUUAUUUCUUGGAUCCCAAAAUAACCAGAUUUGGAAUGUCCAGCUGCCCUCAGGUCCCCAUGGAGGAGCGCAUAUCCAACCUCCGUGUGAGCCCCACCCCAGCCCCCUGCCACUACUGCUUUGAGAAGGUCCACCCACCUGGGGAACGCAGGGCUCCCCAGUAUGCUUUUGGCUACCGGUGCCCAUACAGAGUGAUGGACCCCAACCCAGCCCCCAACCAGUAUCAGCUGCCACUCCUACUGGGGCCCAACAGCCCUGCCAACCAAGCUGCCCCCUGCUAUAGCUUGGCCUCUCCGGACAAGAACUGGUUCUACAGGGAGGAUGUGGCAGGAGGCCCAGGACCAGCCAUGUACGCCCGGCCUGAGCCAUCUGUCUACCAGCACCGCAGCCCCAUCUACAGCAUGGCUAAGCGCUUCGCCUACCCCGUGGACCACACACCCCGGCCUGGUCCCGGCUCCCAUGACGUCCAAAAGGUCACUGUGCAUAAGCCCCGCACACCUGCUUUCACCAUGGGUGUCAAGCACUCACCCCACCUGUGCCCACUGGUUGUCCACAUUUGUGACUGA
Messenger RNA from Orycteropus afer afer, 828 nucleotides. It is a transcript of the gene CIMAP1C, whose product is annotated as outer dense fiber of sperm tails 3 like 1. The coding region runs from base 1 to 828 and encodes 275 amino acids. The transcript is spliced from 4 exons. Lineage: Eukaryota; Metazoa; Chordata; Mammalia; Tubulidentata; Orycteropodidae. Gene Ontology annotation, cellular component: cytoskeleton. The record is from RefSeq and is a predicted model, not a curated record.